UAUAAGGGGAAAAUAUCGAUUUUUACAAAUCUCCAUCACAGUUGGACACAAAAUUGUUGAGAGCUUGAAGUGUAACAGGAAAAAAUGGUAAAAUAUAGCGGUUUAACUAUGUGUUAAUGCAUAAAUAACAAUUUUGCGUGCAAAACGUUAAUUAAGAAACGUCAAAGGUGUACAAGUUGAUAUUCAAUUCUGAGCCGUAGCAAUAAAUUGCAUACUUCAGGGCGUGUGAGCAGCAAAUGAACUCAGACUGAAGCACUUAAAAUUAAACAUUUUCAAAAUUUGUUAUUGUUUUACUAACAACAAACAAAGCAAACAUUGCCGCUUUACGUGCGCUAAUCAACGUCGCGCUGUUCAGUAAUCAAGCGUCCAAUUUAAAGAUCCAACAAUAUGAUUAAAAUGCGACCAUAUGUGCCAUCAAGCCGUAUCGUCAUACGUGACUCCAUCGACGAGGAGAUCAGUGACGAUGUGGAUGAUGACGUCUUCAUUAAGGAUGCGCGCUCCGCCAAGUUGAGUGAGGAGAAGGGUCUGAAGCGCCCUCUAAUGGCGCCGCGCCGUAAAAAUGGUCGAAUGCACAAUUCGGUGCCGAUUAUGAUGAAGCAUCGUCGUUGUUGGCGUUGCUGUGAGCCUUUUUGCUAUGGCCUUGCCGCACUGACUGUCCUUAUUGCCUUGAUAAGCCUCGCAGCGCUCAUCCUUACUAUGUUUCCCAUACCAUUGCAACGCUUUAAAGUGUGGCUAAAGCGCGAACCCACAGCGCCACCGGGCGCUGAUUAUGCCGGCGGUGGUCAAACGCUGGCAUAUGGCAGUAGUAUGGGCACCGAGUUUGUGCCUUGCGCACAAGUCAGUGUGCAACGCUCGUGGUCGCGUAUUUUUCCCCGCAUGAACAGCGAGAGUCCAGUACGUAAGGCCGAUUUAAAUGGAGAUGAUAUUGCAGAUAUAAUUUUCGGAUUCGGCGUUGAUGACAACAUACAGUACGAGGGUUUUACGUUGCCCAAGUGUAAGUCCUCUCAAGGUGACGACGAAGUGCCUUGUGAAGGUGGCGUAAUUGCCGUAAAUGGUGCUACCGGCAGUUUACUUUGGCAGACAUGGAGUGUGGCGAAUGUUUUCUCGCUCCUAUGUACAUUGGAUAUUGAUCUUGAUGGCUAUCCGGAUUGUGUGGCCGCAGGCAGGCUGGGUAUGAUAUUCGCCAUCAAUGGCCGUAGCGGCAAUAGCAUUUGGGAGUUUCGUGAGGUGGAAGUGGAAACCAACUCGCCCAUCGUAAUGGAUCUCUACACCAUAAAUGUCAUACGUGAUUUAGAUGGCGACGAAAUCGCUGAUAUACUUGCAGCGCAUCUCGAGGAACGCGAAGAGUCCAAAGCGGGGCACAUUAAGGUGAUUUCUGGCAAGACGGGUAAAGUCAUACGCACGAUACCAACGCCGUUCAAAGAGGAAGUCUUUGUGCCUGUACAGGUGCUCACCAAAGAAGAUGGCACCGAACUACUAAUGAUCAUCACAGGCGGUCAAAAUACACCGGGUGGUAUCUAUACAAUACGCUUACUUUCCCUUAUGCAAUUUACAAGCGAAAAAGAGUUUACACCACUCUUUCAAAGCAAACACUCUGGCGUGAUGGUGCCCGCUGUGAUUACCGAUAUAACGGGAGAUCACAUAGCGGAUAUUGUUGCGGCAUCAUUCAAUUCGUCAGUAUUUGCCUUCGAUGGGCGUAAUUUCAGUAUGUUGUGGAAUUACACAUUUCCGGCCAGUGAGAGCGUUAGCGCAAUUGUACCAGGGCAUUUCAAUAAUGAUAAUGUAACCGAUUUCAUGGUGAAAUAUAAUACUGGACCGGGUUUCCCAGUAUAUUAUUACUCGCAGACCACCAUACUGGAUGGCAAAACGGGCAAACCCCUGUUGGGUGCGAUGAUGACUGAUUCCGGUGGUUCGAAUAGCUUGUUGGGUGGUGUUUCGGUAUCGCAGACUUUUGGUGGCGACUUCUUUUUGCACUGGCAAAUGCAAUGUAGGGAUAAGUAUAACGCGAAAGACGCUUAUGAAUUUAUACCAGACAGUGACAUCAUUUUACAAUCACGUGCAGACACUUGCCGUUUACGUUACAACACUUCGACUGUGCUGAAACUUUACGCAAUUGCGCGCCACAUCGAACCACCAGGUGCUGUGAUUUUUAGCACAGAUGACAUUGACGUACACCUCAAUCGCACUCAACGCCCACAAUAUGCCAAACACAACUCGAAGUCUCCUUUAAAGCACCCUAAAUUGCUGAAAAAACUGUUGGCCAAUCGAGAGGAGCUGCUAAAGAAAAUCGCUGCCAGCGCUGAUUUAGAAAAGCUAGAGAAGGCGUCAAAGCAUCAAAGUACGCCACACUACAAGGAGAAUCCGCUGAGAAAUCCGAUAUUAGAUCAGGAGUUAUUGCAAGAAAUUCUACCAAAUAACGAAAUACCCGCCGAUAACAUGUACGACCCCGUUAAACAAAAUAGCUAUAGUAAUUAUUACGGAGCAGGUUAUGCCGCCAAUGGCAACGAACAAUUACGUGAACCGCAAAAAGACUACGAGUCCGCAGUUGGCUCGCAUGUGCCCGAGGAAUACGAUACGCUCUACGCUGACAACGAAGUGCCGCAGCUGGUACCGCAGAAUGAGCAUCCUAUACGGCUGCGCACGAAAUAUCCGGGAAAUCGUGAUGUGCGCAGUGACAUUACAUCCUUUGAGGAUGAGCAGAAUACUACACAAACCGUACCCACUGGUGGUGUGCCGCAAAAUAACCUAGACAAACAGGAGCCACUUAGCUUAUGGGAUCUGGAAAUGGAAAAGGAGGAGCGUGAUGCUAUUAAAGAUUCACACAAAUACGAUUACUCGACAAACCAAGAUGAUACUAAUAAAAAGAGUAAACGUAGUCGUCUAAGACGUGAUGACAUUACACAAACGAAAGUGACGGAUGAUACGGUCGCGACUUCUGCUAGUCCAUCAACUAGCGAUGAAUCCGAUGAAUGGUUCCUAUCCUCAAUCUCAUCGACGGGUGUGUUAUUGAAGACGCUAAAUGGUACACGUUCUUCGGUGGAUUUUGCAUUCGUGCUAAACAUACGUGAGUCGGAAACGUAUCCGCCACUCUUCUUGCCACAGGAUCUGAAUUGCGUUGAAGAGAAGAUAAGCGCUUAUAAAAGUUAUACAUUAGACAAUAUACGUAUACUGCGAAAGCAAUUCCUAAAGCAAUGUCUAAGCGAUCGUUUAGUGAACGUUUCACCGCAUGUGCCGAAAUAUGAAUCACAAUUAAUCGUCACACGAAUCAGCAUUUCGUGUACGUGUCAUACGUUACAAAAGGGUCAGGUAUGCUCUGAGCUGGAUGACAUACAGACGCAGCGUUGGACAGAGUACAUGGGCAGUGAUGGGCAUGGUUAUUAUGCCAACUAAGUGUACGCGUAGAUAAGUAAUGAAAAUUGGUGGGGGUGGAAGGAGAACGGUUUUAUGCAAGCGCAAACUAACUCUAAAUUUAAUUAAUUCUUUAUUUUGGAUUUUCAAUUGCACAACAGUAAUUUUAAUAUGUUAUUUUAAUUGAUUUAUACAAAUAUAUACAUACAUAUAAUUUAAAGUUAAGGGGUGUUUACU
Zeugodacus cucurbitae (melon fly) is the source of this 3585-nucleotide messenger RNA. RefSeq lists its product as uncharacterized. The transcript has 8 exons. Bases 388 to 3390 code for a protein of 1000 amino acids. Gene Ontology annotation, molecular function: protein binding. The record is from RefSeq and is a predicted model, not a curated record. Lineage: Eukaryota; Metazoa; Arthropoda; Insecta; Diptera; Tephritidae.